Molecule: messenger RNA, 2625 nt
Organism: Iphiclides podalirius (scarce swallowtail)
Lineage: Eukaryota; Metazoa; Arthropoda; Insecta; Lepidoptera; Papilionidae
Source: the annotation of a GenBank genome assembly
AUGACUCGACUAUUAGCUUCGACGUCGAGGGUCGUGGGUUCGUGGGUGGCUUGCUCGACUGUGACCGUUACGAAAUGCCAGGCCGCCCUCAGGACUCUGCAAGCGUUUCCUUUCUUCAAGCCGACAUGCCUCUGUCGAGAGCCAAACGUGGACCCCGAAUGCAACUCCUUCCGCGACUUUCUCUUCGACCAUCCCUGCGUGUUCGUCAUGAAGAAAGAGAAAGACCCGUACCCCGUCGAAACUCUGCCGACCUGCACCUAUGCCCUCAGCGUCUGCCACAGCGAGAAACCAUGCUCCGUGCUGUUCGAGAGGUUCAAGAACGCCUGCAAGGCCCGCGAUGGAGAAUGCCGCAUGGAAGAUAGGGAGGCUUGCCGCGAGGCCUGGUCGGGGCUCCGUCUGUCACCGCUGUUCGGAUGCAUCUGCCCCAACACUCACAUGAAGAAGCGCUGUGACCGCAUCUUCGCCGUGGUCAACCACAACCCGUGCGUCGCGGCGGCGUGGGGUGAGUGUCCGCCGGCGGUGCGUGCGCUGUUCGAAGCGCCCCAGCGUGUGCCCGCGCGUGCCCCUCCCCUGAUGCGCUACGCCGCACCCGACGGUACCAUCCUGCUCCUCACCGAGAACGGCACCAGGUUGAUGACGAGGGCCGCCGCCGCGAGCCUACUCCGCGCCGCCCUCCUCUCCCCGCGCCCCCCACGACCCCGCCACGUAAAGCUGAUGUCCGACGGAUGGCACGCUAAUCGGAACGCGACCGGUGUGACGUCAUGGAUCGGCGGUAUGUCUAUAACGCAAGACGGCAACCUUAUCACCCCGGAUAAAAUUAUGACGCACGUACACCGGUACGCAAGUCCACACUACCAUCCUCACGGACACCAUGACCACCGCUGGAAUCAUGAACCGGGGGGGAGCGAAGAUCCCCUCUAUGCCACCAAGACCGUCUACGGUGCCGGAUACAUUGAUGAAAACCAGAGGAUUGGGAAAGAGAACGGUAAAGCAGGUGAUGAGAAGGUGGCCCUGCAGUCGACGUGCCACGUCGCUUUGGACACGUGCAUCAAGGACAGCGAGUGCGUGGCGUCACUGACACCAGUCCUGCAGAAGUGCCACUCCACCGACUGCGACCGGGAGGGUUGUAUGGCCGCCCUGCGAGGCUUUUACCGGAAGACAAGUGUGAGCUGGAAUACCGAGAUAGCUUUCUGCCUCUGCAAAAAAACUGACAACCGAGAAGAUUCAUGCAUGAAUGCUCAAGAACGUUUACAUCCCUCAUGCGCUCAGCGCCCCCCCGUCGGUUCCCCGCUACCUGCCUGCCAUACCCUGGCUCACGACUGUAGAGAAGAACCAGAGUGCAGGAUUCGCCUCGAGAACUACGAGCAAUGGUGCGCCGUGGACGCUGUGACCCAGGGCUGUGCUGGAUCGCCCGCGGCCUGUAGGGCGGCCGUGGUCGCCGUGCUGGGGACCCAGCUGCGUGCCGCCUGCGCCUGUCGUGGAACCGACUUCGCCCAGCUCUACGACUGCCUCGGAUGGCAGAGGCUCCUCUGGCUCAACCCUUGCGUCGUUGAAUCUCAGCACGAUUAUCACAUGAAGACUUACGGAUCCCUCUUAACAACCACUCCAUUCGACAACGGGAUCCGUUACAUCACAGUCCCACCGGAGCCAGCGAUCCACCACCGGACCACCACCCAUCACCACCGGCACACCACUCAGCACGGGACCUCCCAAGAACAUUCCCAAGAAAACCGUGAGGUUCUCAGCCCCAUCACGACCAUGUCUGAGCAAACCAUUGGACCUAAUGAAGUGGGUCAAAUAUCUGAACCCGUAGUAGAGACUACAACCGAGACAACUACAGUGGCGACUACUACUAGAACCACAACGACGACGACCACAACUACGACAACGACCACGACUACACCGAAACCGACGACGACAUUGGAGCCAACGAAAUACUGCAUCGUGAAAAAACCGGAAAGCGAUGAUCAGGCGCAGUAUAUAAAGAUGGGAGAGACCAGAAGGCUGUACCGAUCGGCGGAACUCGCGGAGUGUACGGAUUUGUGCGUCUGCGAGUCGUCCCUGCAAGUCUCCUGCAAGGUGGCGUGCGUUCCUCGCGCUCCGUGCUCCUCUCGUCUCGCUCACUACUCCCACGCGGCGCCAGCUUACCAGGCCUAUAGAGGCAGAUGCUACUGCUACUCCGGAUCGUUUAUCUGCAUGAGACCCAACCCCGGAGAGUAUAAGCUCCCUGAAGGUGUCUACCUUCUCCUGGGCUUUAGCGCAGUCGAUGAGGCACUCCUGCGUCCACACACGGGCCUUGGUGCAGAGGACGCUGUCAGGCUUCUGCAACAAUAUCUGCACGUAGUUCAUCCUGAUGACACGAAUUGCACGCUAACCCUAUUCAACAUCAGCAACGAAAACGUAAUCAUCUCCGCCAGCAUUCCACCGCGUCAGCAAGAGGCACUCAAGGAGUCCGGCGAGGAUUUGCUGGAUAGAGAAAAGGAAGCCUGUAUCGACGUGUUGAAAAUCGUCAAAUCUCGAAUCAACUCGCAGCACGAGGACAUUUCCUCCCAUCUCCUCCUGUCCAUAUUCAAGAUCGCCGAAGUCGACGUGGUAUACCCAACGCCCCCUAGUUCCUCAGGUAUC